AUGUCGAAGAGUGCGUUGGAUAUGUUCACGAAAUGUUUGGCACUGGAGUUGGCCCACAAUGGCGUCCGAGUCAAUGGAAUCUAUCCGGCGCCUAUCAAAAGUGGAUUCUAUGACAACUUGGGUCUAACGAGUGAUGAAUUGGACGCCAUUUACGAGCAAAUACCUCAACAGAUCCCAUUGGGGCGUAUGGUUCGGCCCAUAGAGAACGUAAACGCCGUACUGUUUAUAGCGUCGCGUGACUCAAGUUUCGUGACCGGGAGUACACUUGUUUGCGAAGGGGGCUACCUAUUAAAAUAAUGCACGUUAUCGUUCACAGUCGAUUGG
This is a messenger RNA of Oppiella nova, 324 nucleotides long. The record is from the annotation of a GenBank genome assembly. NCBI's taxonomy places the organism in Eukaryota, Metazoa, Arthropoda, Arachnida, Sarcoptiformes, Oppiidae.